Molecule: messenger RNA, 2116 nt
Organism: Closterium sp. NIES-67
Lineage: Eukaryota; Viridiplantae; Streptophyta; Zygnematophyceae; Desmidiales; Closteriaceae
Source: the annotation of a GenBank genome assembly
GAUUCACUUGGGUAGGGUGGACGUUACAACUUGGAACUAGUCCGAGCCGUAUCCCCGCUUCGGCCUUGUUUUCGCCUCUCGAGGUCGUCUCCCGCCAUUCGAGGCGGAUCACACGCAGAAAGGUUUCUGUCGAGCUGAGAGCCUGCGGCAAUGAGGUGAACCCUUGCUGCCUCGCUCGCCCUGUGUACAUACCGACCAACUCGGUUUCUUGCUCUCAGCUCUCGUCCAGAACCCUACCCUACCCGACUGUGAUCAUCCACACCCAAGUGAUUCACCCUCGUGGGAACAGCUCCGGAACUCAUCAAUGGCUCUUCGCGCAGCGAAUCUCGGGACAGCUCCCAGCCUGACAGCCGCCAGCCUCAUUUCAGAUGUGCGGGAUUCCCGGAGCUCUCGUCGUCAAGAUCCGCAGUCUGCUCGCUGCAGAUCGUCCUUGUCUCGCAGAUCUGAAUCUCGGCGGCUGUUCGUGAAUGCCGCUAAACCCAGUCGAUCUGAUGUCGUUGCAUCCGCAACAGCUAGGGUUUUCUGCUCUGCCGAAUCGUCGCCGUCAAACUCGAGACGCAGAGUGCCUCCUGUAGCAAACACGGACUCGCCGCAUCACACGCCGCAUCUCACGGGAAUGCCGGCCAGCAAGCCUCUAUCUAAGCGAUCCCCCCCGCUUCACGACUCACUUGCCACGUGUCAAGCGGUCAGCAGCGCGAGGCCGGCUGGCAAAGAGCAGGAGGAGGAGGUGGAGGCGGUGUCGACCAAUGGCCGGCAGCCUAACGGCCAGCUGCUUAACGGCCGGCAGUCUAACGGCGCGUCGGUGGAGCCGGCGAAAGGGACGAGCAACGGCACGGCCAUGGCGAACGGUGCUGCGACGAGCGGAUGGAGCGGCGAGGAGCUGACUGGCUACGAAGGGAAGGCCAUGCAGCAGAGACUCCGCGUGGCGGUCGACGUUGACGAAGUGCUGGGCAGUUUUCUCUCAACGCUGAACCUCUUUUGCGCCGAAAAGUACUCCGUGCGACACGACCUGCACGAGUUCUACGUCUACGACUUCAUGAAGAUCUGGAAGUGCUCCCAGGAGGAAGCGAACCACCGCGUGCACGACUUCUUCAAGUCGGACCACUUCAACGACGGCAUCCCCAUCAUCCCAGGCGCGUUUGACACGCUGCGCCGCCUCUCGCACUUCACCGACCUCGUUGUUGUCACGUCGCGGCAGCAUGUGAUUCGAGAGCCCACACUGGAGUGGCUGGACAACCACUUCCCGGGGGUCUUUUCCUCGGUGCACUUCGGCAACCACUUUGCGCUCGAGGGCACGCCCAGACCCAAGUCCGAGAUGUGCCGGGAACUGGGCGCAGAGGUGCUGAUCGACGACAACCCGCGCUACGCCAUGGAGUGUGCAGAACACGGCAUCAGUGUGCUGCUCUUUGAUUGGCUGCUGCAGUACCCCUGGAGCAAGACCGAGGGCGGCGGGCCCCACCACGAGCUGAUAGAGCGAGUGAGGGACUGGGGGGAGGUGGAGGUGGCAGUGCGACAGCUGGCUGUGGAUAGGGCCAUGCCGUGGAUCAAGGAGGGGAGGUCGAACGUGCGCAGAUGACAUGGGUGGGGAAUGGGGCGUGUGAUCCAGGGUGAUUCAGGGUGCGGGAUUGGGGGGAGGUGGAGGCAGCAGUGCGGCAGCUGGCUGUUGACUGGGCCGUGCCGUGGAUCAAGGAGGGGAGGUCGAAGGUGCUCAGAUGACAUGGGCAGGGCAGAUGGCUGUUGACAGAGCUAAUGCCUGGCACUCGCUCUCCCACAGAUAACAUGUGCUUCAAUUGGGCGCAGAUGGCUGUUGAUAGGGCUGUGCCGUGGAUUGAAGAGGGGAGGUCGAAUUUGGCAGAUGACAUGGGAGAUGCAGGAGCAGCAGAGUUGACUUCAGCGUUGGGCGCUGUGUACGAAACAAGGUUGCUCUCAGGGUCAUUCAUGCUCCUCGAUUUUGACUAAGACAUGGGGCUGCUUGUUGCCUCAGGAGGCUUUAGUAGCUCGACUAUGUGGCACUCCAUAUUGCCAUUUCAACCACAUUUAGCAUACUAAUUUCCAGCUGAUUCCCGUCGUUUUCUGAAGACACUGUUACGGUAUUGUAUGUAGUUGGUUUAUUGAA